AACGAUUGAUGAACGAUUUAAAGAUCAAAAGCAAAGUUUAAAUAAUUAAAUACCUUAUUAUGCAAUAAUAGGAAUAUCCAUUAUUGAAUACAGGUUUUUAAAAUUAAUUUUCAUAGAUAUCCCAAACAAGAGAAACCACAAUUCUUACGAAAGACAAAAGUGACUCAAACAUCUAUCGUUUAUUAAAUCCCGCCACACCUGUCCUUUCAAGGAUAGCCCAGUUUCUCCAAAGUCGCAAAGGAACAUCGAAAACAAGAUUAACCAAGAUUUUGGAAGUUUGAUACGACUACAUGUAUUACUUCGUCAAUAAUCCUGGGCGAGAGGCAAUCGUGUCCAAUCACUAGAGUGGGUCGCAUGACGUAUAAAAGAGCUGGAUUGUGCCGCGAUUACAGUAGAAUUGAACGCGUUUCUGUGAACCAACAUACCUGUAACUGCGUCUGAAACAAUCUAUCCAUCCGAAAUGUGUACAAUUUAAAUUUAACUUUAAAAUUUUGGAAAAAGAUUAAAGCAUAAAGGUGUUGUGACGAAGAAAAAUGAGAAUCUUCAGAAGAGAAUGGUACACAGUUCACGCAGUAUUCUGCGUGCAUUUCACAGUUACGAUUGCUCGAGCCGACAAUCUACAUCCUGAUAAUUGGGAAACAGGCGAGAAAGGGAUCGAGACGAGACAAGCUUUCAUAGAAAUAGUUGAUGAUGAGCCAUCCGUUGAAAUGAGCUUUCAGAAGAAACUGAUCCCCAUAAAGGAACCUCGCAAGAAUCUUCGAAUAUUUGCACUCCCUUUGGAACCGGAUGCUGAAAUGUUGCCACUCCAUUAUACGAGUGUCAAACCUCCUGGAGUCGAUCAUAUGGAACUGAAAUACGCCGAAUCCCAAGUUUCUCAAGUUGUACCUAAAGUCGAAAAGGCUGAUGAUAAUCGACAAGUGGCCAAGAAAUCGAAAAAAGAGGGUAACGAAGAAGGAUAUCGUGAAGUAUCUUCGUUUGAAAAGGGUCAGAAAGGGGACAGUUCGAGGAAGAAGAAGAGGACUGAGUACGUUGAAACUGGUGGAAAGAGAAAUGUUCAGCAUAAUCGAGGAAGGAAUUCGGGGCAAAAAAUAAAACGGACUAAAGGUAAGAAAGGAGGUAAUUAUCGGGUGGGAAACAACGAUCACGUGAAUCGUAAAGCAAUUGGUUACUUAAACGUUUAUCACAAAGACGAAUACAAGAGAGAUCAUGAUUUUUACGGGAACGAUGAUCAGGGAGGUCAUUCGAAGAAACAUGGACGAUAUAACGAGAAGCACGUCGCCAUCGAGGGUAGAUACAGGAAGGGUGGUGCUCACGAUUCUGAUGACGUCAAUGAAGCGAAACAUCAGAAGCAGGGGAACUCCCAGGCGAGUGGUGAAACCAGAGAUCAUGAGAUCCAUCAUGGAUAGAUUCUUUAAAAACUUCCAAGGACUCAGGGAGCAGAGAAAUAAAAAUGGCAGUAAAAAUUUUGGCUUCGAUCAGAUGAAAAUGUGUUAAUUCUUAUGUAAGUAAUUCGGCAAUAUGUCUGCAAAGAUAAUGUAUAUUGUGUAUUUAUUGUAAUAAAUUAGAAUUAUUUUUUAAUCGAUUCUUGUUCCAUGAACACGCAUUUUUUAUUUAUUAUUUCGUUUAGGCAACAUUUGAUGUCAUGUAAUUUUUUAAGCAGCUGAUUAAAAAAAAAUGUGCAUUAAUUAAAAAGGUUAAGUAUUGUAGUAAAGGGUAAUAUUAUUCUAGAAAUUUUUAUUCCAGAAAUUAAUAUCAGUAUAAAUGUAAUAUAAAUGUUGAUGCAUUUAAUAUAUAUAAAAUAUUCCUCUCGUUUUGUGUUUUAUAUUUCAUAUUUCGAUGAUUAUUUUAAAUUGUUCAGAAAUAUGUUUCCAGCAAUACGCACUUGAUGAAUAUAUUUUAUUCCAUAUAUUUUGUUAAUUUUUCCAUUUUCUGUAUCACAUUUUAUUCACGACACUUAAAACCAGACGGAUGACAUUUAUUUUUUACAACAAUGUGCAAUGUCAAAUUAAAAAUCAAGUUUUCUCGUAAUUUUAUUUCCGUUUCUUCUCGUUCGAUACAAAUUUUCUCAUUUUAUUUACCAAUAUCGAGAAACAAAUUCUUCAAACUUUUCCAUUUCUUCUCAUAAUUAAUCACGUAUACAUACUUAUUCAAAAUCAUUUAUUACAAUCCCUGUAUCACACACAAAACAGUCAACAACCCCAUCUAAUAUCCAUAUCACCGUCCAAUCAAUAUCCCAUCAACCACACAUCCUUCAAAAAACUCUUGAAAGGCAAGGGGGGGGGCAAAGAUUCAUCGUUAAAAAUUCCCAAUAACAAAAGCCUGGAUACAAAUCGGUACGACAAUUCCACAGAUAUCAAUUUUCUUUCGUUAAACAACAUGUACUUCGUUGUCAAAGGAAAAAUCAAUUCUCUGGUCUACAUCUCGUUUAUAUUCGCCAACCCUGUGUUUUCGUUCAUUUUUCUGCGCCCCCUGCUCGAGUCACGAACCUUUUCAUCGUGGUCCAGAAUUUUCUCAUUUCGAGUGUCAUCGAUUCGACAAGGAGAAGCGUGGAUCCCAAAAAUAUACUCUCGUAUUUUUGCCUGCAGUUCAUCAGAAACGGUAUUGUUCCGUUACUUUUUUCCUUUUUUUUUUUUUUUUCCUUUCCCUUGCCGCUUUUAUUUAUACGAUGGGCAACCGAUAAUUCGACCGUGCACGGGAUCGUUUCGCGCGUCAGCAAGCGAAGCCUCCGCUUGAUUAAUGGAUAUUAAUAAUGCUCGGCAUUGUUGCGCCGAUAAAUUGCAAUCUUUCAGCGUAUCGGGUGAAAUGAGAAUAAAAGACGGUAAUUGAUGCAAACACGUCUGCCCGCUUUGUAACGUACGUGUUCCUCUCGUUAUACCCUUAUUCGAGCACGACGGUGCAUAGCCUUCGUGUAUUCGCCUCUAGAAUAGAUAGAAAAAUUUAUCUUCUUCCAGCAUGUGUGCUUUUAUUUAUAGUACGGUGAACGCUUAAUGGAUAUUUGUUGAAAAUAUAGUCGAAUAAA
Messenger RNA from Apis florea (little honeybee), 3019 nucleotides. RefSeq lists its product as uncharacterized. The record is from RefSeq and is a predicted model, not a curated record. NCBI's taxonomy places the organism in Eukaryota, Metazoa, Arthropoda, Insecta, Hymenoptera, Apidae.